Molecule: messenger RNA, 901 nt
Organism: Ochlerotatus camptorhynchus
Lineage: Eukaryota; Metazoa; Arthropoda; Insecta; Diptera; Culicidae
Exons: 5
Coding region: 35-685 (216 amino acids)
Source: RefSeq, a predicted model, not a curated record
AAAAAACUUUCUCUGCGUAUUUAUCAGUUGAAAAAUGGCCAAUCUUGAGAAAACCAACAACACUUCCCUGUCCGAUCUGCAAGCCGAAAUCGCCAAGCUUCAAAUCGACACGCAAGCGUGCAUAGAGCAAAUCAAAACCAAUGCUCAAGCCACGGCCAAUAUUAAAGUGGAAUCUGUGUCCAAGGAUCAAUGUGCAGAACUUGAGUAUAAACAGGAAUGGGCAAUUUUUUUCCCUGGUUUAGUAAGCGCUACGACACCCGUAAGCCAAGCUCCUCAAGAGCUAGUAGAACUUCGCCAACAAGUGGAGCUGGCAGAAUCGAGAAUGACGGAGUACUCGGAAUCGGUUUGGCAGUUGUUCGAUGAAUCAGUCAGCACCAAGUGGGAGGAUGUCAACUCUGCACGUCGUCGUGUUUCAGAAUUGCGACAGCAAUAUCUUCAAAUUACGACAGAAUUGAAGCGAGUACGCAGUACCAUCGAGAAGGACAAACAAAGGGCAGCGGAAGACCGCAGAAGAAUGGCGGAUAUGAUUGAAUAUAUGAAAAAGGUCAACGUUCAGAAGAGGAUCGAAAAUGACAAACUGAAGCAAGAGGCAAAGAGCCUAGAUGAAGAGAUUGGACAUUUGGCAGGUGAGUUCAACAUCUUGAAGUCAAGAGUUUCAAUGGACGCACCAUUUGACGAGGAAUAAGCGCUACCCAUGCUGGACUGCUAUUACAAUUACCUAUUACCUACUACUAAUCCAAAUUUUGAUGGAUUAAUUUCCACUUGAUAUAAUUUAUUAUCUUUUCAACAAGCAAAUUUUGAAGAAAAAAAAAACAAAUUAAAACUGAAUUAAAUACUGAACACCGUCGACAGUAUAAAUUCGAAAAAUCAUCUGCCAAAUACUUGUUUGGUAAUAUUUUCU